AUGCCAAAAAUCGAUAGCAAAGCAGAAGAAGAGAAAUCAGAAGCUUCUGAGAUGGUAACAAAGCCGCCCAAAGCGAAACAGCAAAGCGAAAAGGAGUGUCAAACCGAAUAUUGCUGGCAGAAAAAGAGAGGCGUGCCGCUAACAAAAUUCUGCGAAUUCCACGAAAACGAGUGUGAGACUGCCUAUCCGCAGCAUUCUGAGCAACGCUGUCGCGAAGUGGAUCGCCGACCCAGCACGCAGCAACAAAUUUCUCUGCCAACACGAUUGCAAGAACAAAUGAGGGCAAAUCAGAGUUCUUGCGACCCACCACCGUGCUGUUUUCCACAAUUCCCUUGUUGCUGUGAGCAGCCCAUGGAGGGCUGUGAUCCGGAAGGGCGGCCACCAUCCGCAUACUGUUCUCCACCAGCAACGUCACAAAUGCCGUCGAGUUGUUGCCCGCCGCCCAUAUCGCCACCGCCAUACUGUCUUCCAACAACACCGCCUUGUUGUUAUGAACCACCGCCAUGCUAUGGUCAGGAGUGCCCAUGUUGCUGUCAACCGAUUCGAUUUUGUUACGCGGCUCCCUGCAGCUAUACGAAUCCUGGUUCAUCUCCCUGA
This is a messenger RNA of Rhagoletis zephyria (snowberry fruit fly), 597 nucleotides long. RefSeq names its product salivary glue protein Sgs-4-like. NCBI's taxonomy places the organism in Eukaryota, Metazoa, Arthropoda, Insecta, Diptera, Tephritidae. The record is from RefSeq and is a predicted model, not a curated record.